GUCAUUUCCGUGCGCCAGCACUACGCCAGAAUAAGACGCGGACCGCGGACUGUGGUAGUGUCUCUGUUCUUAAAGUUCCGUCUUGCUUGUCGCUUGCGAGGGAGCCAUGGAGAGUGACUUUUACCUACGUUACUACGUGGGUCAUAAAGGCAAGUUCGGCCAUGAGUUCCUGGAGUUUGAAUUCCGACCUGACGGUAAAUUGCGAUAUGCUAACAACAGCAAUUACAAAAAUGAUGUCAUGAUCAGGAAAGAGGCCUAUGUACAUAAAAGUGUGAUGGAAGAAUUAAAGAGAAUUAUUGAUGACAGUGAAAUCACCAAGGAAGAUGAUGCUCUGUGGCCCCCUCCUGAUCGAGUGGGCCGACAGGAACUUGAAAUUGUCAUUGGAGAUGAACACAUUUCUUUUACAACAUCAAAAAUCGGUUCACUUAUUGAUGUCAACCAGUCCAAGGAUCCAGAAGGCUUACGAGUAUUUUAUUAUCUUGUCCAGGACCUGAAGUGUUUAGUCUUCAGUCUUAUUGGAUUACACUUUAAGAUUAAACCAAUCUAGAUUGGAUAUUGUGGACACAAGGUGGGUGGGAGUUUUUAGUUACCAUAAUUAGGAUUUUUUUUUCUGUAUAUUGGGGCAAUUUUUAUAAACAAUAAAUGAUGAUCUUUAAUAAAUGUGAUAACAUCUUUUUCUGUUAUUUUU
Messenger RNA from Mastomys coucha (southern multimammate mouse), 688 nucleotides. It is a transcript of the gene Magoh, whose product is annotated as mago homolog, exon junction complex subunit. The transcript has 5 exons. The record is from RefSeq and is a predicted model, not a curated record. Gene Ontology annotation, biological process: RNA splicing. NCBI's taxonomy places the organism in Eukaryota, Metazoa, Chordata, Mammalia, Rodentia, Muridae. The coding region runs from base 107 to 547 and encodes 146 amino acids. Gene Ontology annotation, cellular component: catalytic step 2 spliceosome; nucleus; exon-exon junction complex.